Messenger RNA from Teleopsis dalmanni, 6358 nucleotides. RefSeq lists its product as uncharacterized. The transcript is spliced from 14 exons. Lineage: Eukaryota; Metazoa; Arthropoda; Insecta; Diptera; Diopsidae. The coding region runs from base 1273 to 4137 and encodes 954 amino acids. Gene Ontology annotation, molecular function: protein binding. The record is from RefSeq and is a predicted model, not a curated record.
AGAGGUUCGUUGAUUUCCGUGCAACAAAAUGGCUGAGAGUUUCGUACUUUACGCAAAGCUAAGUUUCGUAGAAAAGUUUUCGUAGUGCUGUCGCCAUUUGUUUCAUAAAUACAUUUUUAAUAUAAAAAAAAAACAUAAAUAAAAUUCUUUUAAAAUUUCACGGGUGAAAGUGCGUCUGACUAUACAACAAAAAAAAACGAAAAAUAAAUUCAUAUAUAAAAUUAUAAUAGUUAAUUGAAAAAUUCACUUGAAAUUUCAUUGUGAGACGGAGUUCGGGAGACGGGAGACGGAAAAUGCAACAAGUAUGAUUCCCUAAAAAACGAAAUAUUUUUCCAUAAAAUAUGUAAAUACAGAUAGAUCCAUCUAUAUGCAGAUCUGUCAGCAAGAGCAUUCAGUGUUGGAUAUACAAAAAAAUGUAAAAAUAAAAAAUUAAAUGCACAAAUUUCUAAAGUUUAUGUAAACUGAAGCAGAAAAUUGAUUUAAAUAUUCAUAAAAAAUUUAUAACUAUCUACCACAGAGAACAAUUGCUAAAAGGGAACUAAUUGCAAUAAAAGCGAGAAACAUACGUUAAGUGGACAAAGAAGAGAAAGUAGAAAUUGCAUAACACACCAGAAGGAGGAAAAGCCCAAAAAAGACUUAAAUGGCAGCUUCUGUGGCGCAACUAGAUGUGGUUUGACGCUGCAACAAUUUUGAACAUAAAGAAAGCGUCUGAAACGAAAUUAAAACCCGAAGCGACAGUAGCAGAAACCACGGAAGCACAUCUCAGCCGAAGCAAAGAUCCCAAUUGGGCAAAAGUGCAUCGCACGCAGGCAAAGCUGAUAGUGCACAACUCAGCUGCAGCGAAGGACCACUUCCGCAACUGACGAUAAACGUUCGCCAUAAAUUCCAAGCUCACCACAUACACCGCACAGUUAAAUCAACUCCGAAAAAACCGAAGGUGGACAGCUAAAAGAGAAGUGUUCCACUUGAAUUGGCUGCUGCUAUUCAGGACUUUUUCAACUGCGAUUUUUGCCUCCAUUGCUUGCGUCUUCACACAAACCCAAUUCACACAAUCUAAUCGCGCCCAAUUCGAGUGAACUAAUUUAGUUUGUGCAACAUUUUUACGAGUUUACAUUGUUUUGUAUUGAAACAAACGACAAGUAACGUUACUGUUCAUAGACGCGCCAUCCUCGCCUCGGUCCACUUGCAACAAAGGUGAAUGCUGGUGCGUUCGAACGCUGAGUUGAGCUGCUGGGUGACGCGGGUUAUCAGUGAAGUGCAGGAGUGCGAAUAAUGAAGCACAGCAGCAGAUCGAGUCGUUGUUGCUGUUUAUUUUGCCUCUGCUGCUUCUGGUUAACGAUGUUGAUAGUUGUUCAAGCCUCAAGCGCUGUUCACGUUCCAACAGAAAUCUUAACAAUUGCUCUACCUAUAAAUAUGUGCAAUCAUCGCAGACAUCCACAGCCACAGUCACAGCCGGCAACAAAGACAGAAUACUUCCCCUCGACGAAACUUGAUGCCGAAAUACCAACUACAACACACACUCCGAUUUCACUUCUCACACUGACAACAACUUCAAUUACAGAAACAACGAGUCCAACAAGUCGAACAAGUCUUUUUCCUCAAAUUCAAACAAAUUCUAUUGGUAAUGAUAUGUUAGUAACAAAGACGUCGACGCCGGAAUUAACUGUGGCAAAUAACACAACUGGCGUAAGCAUAGCAACAAAUGAACUAACGAAACAACAACAGCAGAUACGAUAUGUAGAAACCAAUAUUAAAAUAAGCAACUCAAGCAAAAACGUGAUCCGACGUCAGCAAAAGCCACAAACAAAUUCAUUAACAACUUCUACAACAACAACAACAACGACAACAACAAUCAAGCCACGUACUCAACAAAGAAUAGCAAAAACAAAAAAUAUAAUAACAGCAACAAAACCAAGAACAAAUAAAGCACCCACAAAUGUUAUGACAGUGGCGCCAAGAACGUAUAAAACAAAGCAUCACUCCACAAUUACGCAACAGCAUCAAUUCACAUACAAUUCCUUUUUCCAUACUCUGGGCACAUUUAAUCAAGUGAAGCGACCACUACAAACAUAUGGGCGCUAUACUCGACAGGCAGAGGGGGAGCCAAUUGAUAAGUGCCGUUUAUUCGUUGAGGGCCAAGCGGGUAAAAAUGAACUUUACAGUCCUGAUUAUCCUAAUCAUUAUCCUAAGAACAUCAACUGCACGCGACUGAUAACAGCUCCGAAGGGACAAAUAAUUCGUCUGGAUUUUCGCAACUCAUUCCAUAUCGAAGCCAAGGAGGAGUGUAAAUUUGAUUUUUUAGAGAUUCGUGAUGGACAAUAUGGUUUCUCAAAUUUAAUUGGAAAAUAUUGCGGUACAGAUUUUCCGGAUGAAAUAACUUCAAAGGAGCGUUAUCUCUGGCUGCAUUUCCAUUCGGAUGAAAGUAUUGAAUAUUCCGGUUUCACUGCCGUGUACGAGUUCAUUGAUCGCAAUCGUGAAGCUCCUAUCACUGAUUUGAACUGUACCAUUGAUAAAGACGGCUACGAAGGUUUCAUUAACUCAACAGAUGUGCCGACUGGUAUCAAGGAAACUGUCACUAAAAACAAAAUUGCUUUGGACUGCAUAUGGAGAAUACAAGUCCAGGAUAAGUGGAAGAUUCAAGUCAAGUUCUUGCAGUUCAGACUGAACAAACCAAACGAUUGCAAUGUCAAUUUUUUAGAUAUUUUCCCUGAGCAAACUGUUAUGCCUUUAAGAGUAAAAAACUUUUGUGGAUCAGCCGGUGAAGGCAUUACGUCGGAGUCAAACAUUUUGAACAUGAGAUUCUACGCCGAACCACAGGCAAUCACUUCAGAAUUUUCCAUAUUGUAUACAGCAUUCAGAGAUCGCGGCAAUACUUGUUCAAGUGAUGAAUACGAUUGUGAGGACGCCACAUGCAUUUCAAAGGAACUCAAAUGCAAUGGACGUGAUAAUUGCAAAUUCCGCUGGGAUGAGGAGGGUUGUGAUAAAAACACUGCUGGACAAUCGGAACAUGUAAUCAUAAUAAUCGUAGUUUUUGGCUUAAUUUUAGGAGGAAUGGUAAUCACAUUUCUUGUAAAUUGCAUACGCAAAAUAAUGCGGGACCAGAAAAUCAUACGGGAACACAUACGUCAAUCAAAGGAGAGCAAGUUGGAUGAAAUGGGUCGCCACUCGAAGGCACGUUCACGAGAAAACAUAUCCUUAGUUAUGUCUCCAAGUAAAAAGCAUUCGCAAACCUCAUUACAAAUUUUGGAUGAUGUCACGAAUGGUUAUUACCGCGAGCUAGUACCGAUUUCAGUACAAACAAGUAAAGGCGACUUAAAGGAAAAGGAACACAGCAUCCUGCGGCAUCACCACGACAUGAUUGUGCAAACGAGUCUCUGUGGUGAUGAUUCGUCCGCAACAACCGCAGAAGCUCCCGCCAUCAUUGAAAAGAGUAGCAACGCCUGCGACAUGGGUUGCCAAACGAGAGAAUCGCUUUUCGCGCCAUCACUUGAAAGGCAAAAGUCUAUUUCAUCUUCGAUUGGUGGCAGUAGAGGAGUCGCCACUACAACGCCACGAUUUUCCACGUUUGGUUAUGAUAUGCCACCAGCCCCACCGCCACCUGCUGUUACUAGUAACACCAUAGCGCGCCGGAGCAUACGUGUGCCUCAUGCUAAAUCGGAAGUGGAUGAACUUCGUCAACAUCAGCACCAGUUACAUCAACAUCAUCUGCAUCAGCAUCAGCAGCAAGCACCAACUCAACCAUUGCAUCAGACCACCAUAGCAGUUACGACAAUUGGUAGACCACAAGAAAACAUUUGUCAUCAUCAUCAUCAGCAUCAGCAACAUUUGCAACAACAACAGCAGCAACAGCAACCAAAACUAAACACCGCACUACCGCAUACACAGCAACGCGCACACCAGCAACAACUUGUAUAUACGCCGAAACCUCAACAACAUUUGUCGAAAGCAGUUAUUACUCCCACUCCAGUAACUGCCCUGCCUCCGCAGACGACAAUCACAAGUUCAGGCAAGGUAACAGCUGCUACAGCUCCAAUUGUAAGUGGGAAAAACAAGCAACAACAGAAAAGCGACGAAUCGAAAGGCUUCAUUGACAUUAGGAAUUCAGCACCGGACGUGAUAAUUAUGACGUCCCAUUGACAAUUAAGGAAAUUCUGGUUAUAAAACCGCACCCACAGCGUCACCAAAAGUACUUAAGUCCAAAAUUUUCCUACAAGCCGAAUUAUUCCAACUAACCAUACAUUGGCUUCGACUUUCUCUGUCAUAUAUCAUUUUUAUUGUCUACAACAAACCAACAACAACCAAUAAAAUUGAAAGGAUCUCAUUGUACCACAGUCGAGACCAGAGUCAGAGUCAAAAUCAGCAUCAGAAUCAGAGUUGUAGUCAGAGUUGAAGUCGAAGUCGAAGUCACAGUGUCAUUUACACAAUAAUAAACGCGUAUCAUGCCUGCAAUUUCAGAGCCAUUGAAAAAUUAAUGGACGCAAAAAAUCGCAGUUAAACUGCCAUAAGCCACAACCAAAGAGCAGCAUUUACCCAAAAUGGUCAUAACCUUUUUGCUGGCUACUGAAGUCAUUGGUACUUGUACUGACGUUGUUGACUGGAUAGCACUUGCUGUUGCCGAAUUUAGCUUCUGUCUUCCUGUUGCUGUUGUUGAGUGGUACCAUUGCACAAAUUCACAUUACCAUUUCAAUUUCAAUUUCCAUGAGACAACAUUUUGCAUUAUUGGGCAUUGAUGUGCUCUGCCAUUCUGCCGUUGUCGCUGCCCCAUGGCCACAUGGUCACAUUUUUUGCUGUUGUCUGGAUUAAGAACUGCAAAUGUUUAUUUUCUUCGUUUCUGUGCUUACCAAAAGUGAAGAGUUAAAUAAAAAUUUACAUACAAUUCUCGCCAGCAACAUCGACGACGACACUGACAACAAAACAGCAGCAACGGCUUGACGGCAACAACCAGCAAUCACCAACAUAUGUAGACGCUACACACUUUUCAUUAUUGCACACAUUGACGCCAGUCUAACAUGGGCAGACAAUCUCACGCUCAGAUAACAAUUACUAGUUGGUAGUUGCUGGUUGCUGGUUGCUAGUUGCUAGCAACUGCCUUCAACAUAUUUUUAAUGUAAAGUAGGUGAUGUUCUCAACACAAAUUAGGAGCGUUCACUUGUAAUUGAUAUCGUGCAAAUAACUGCCGAUUGCUCUACGCGUAUACGCUAACCGACGAGACCAGAGUACGAGGAUAGCAACAUUAUACGUUCACAUGACAUGACUCAUUCAUGCAAAACAAAUUAAAAUUUCUUCAAAAUUAUUGCAUUUGAUUGAAACCCUGACAGAUAUUACAACUACGAAUAUUGUUUUCCACCAUUCAGUACGAUGUGCGUGUGUGUGAGUGUAUGUCAACAUGUGAGUAUGAGUGCGGAUAUUGAAAAUAAUUAUUGUGUUCAAUGCAAAAUGAGUACGAGUACACGCGAAAUGAUGACUUAUUACUGCAGCUCUAUUUGAAUUUGUGCGUGUGUGUGAGUGUGAGUGUGUAUUCGAUAUGUAUGGACACAUAUUAAAGCGAAAUAUGAGAUGUGUAAGUAGCUGUUGUUGCUGUAUUUUUUGCUGCUGUCAUGUGAAAAUAUUCAAAAAUCACGUAUUCAUUAGUCGAGCAAGAAUAACAACAACAAAAACAGCAAUAAUAAUAACAACAACAACAAUAGUAACAGUGAAGGCAAUAACAAUAGCGAGGAAUUGAACAAUUAUUAAAUGCUGUCAUCGUUAUGGUGUGUAGAUGUACAUGUACAUGUACAUGCGUUAACAAGUAUUCAUACAUACAAUAUAUAGUCACAUACAAUUUAAAGCUAGUAACAUUACAGUAAGUCUGCUUACGUGACUUUUUCUGCUAACAGCGCUUGAAUGUAAACAGAAGUGCGAGUGAAGCGUCAGAGGCGAAUUGAAUUAUUAGAGGCAUUUUUCCGGAAAUGAAAGGAACUUGAAGGUUUCGUGCAGAAGCGAAAUGUAUAACUCAAAAUCGCUGUAAAAUUUAUUGAGUCAGUAAAAUAAAAUUAAAUUCGCGACGGGUGAGUAAAUAUUCGAAAUUGGUGAGGGCAAUGGAAUUGUUUAGUGCAGUUCAGCUCUAUCCACUGAAUAGGUAAUAUCGCAAGAAAAUAAAAUAUUUGUAAAAUAUAUUUGGCUUUUGUAACAUAAGCAUGGUCUGUAUCGUUGGUUUUGGAGGUUGUUAAAUUUUUCUAUAGGCCCAAUAUUUUAUAUAAAAUAUGAGCAUUGAUAAGUUGUCAUAUGAUAUACGACUGUGUAUAUGUAAAUUAAAUAUAUAAAAAUUAAUUGUAAACAUCUCUUUUGAACAGUCUUUAGUUAUUUUUACAUGUCACCU